Messenger RNA from Erythranthe guttata (spotted monkey flower), 3187 nucleotides. NCBI's taxonomy places the organism in Eukaryota, Viridiplantae, Streptophyta, Magnoliopsida, Lamiales, Phrymaceae. The record is from RefSeq and is a predicted model, not a curated record.
UUUAUAUUAAAUAAGAAUAAUAAUAAUAAAAUAAAAUAAAAGUCUUCUUCUUCCCCGCUCCAACUCACCACCCCCUCCACCACACCCACAAAUCACCACCGUUUCAACUCCGCCGCUGCCCCACCGCUGCCCACCACCAUUUCAAUCAUCCUUCACCAUCACCGCCACCAUCACAAUCUUCUCCAGAUCCACAUCCCACAACCACAUUAAAAAUAGGUUCCAGAUCCGUCGCCCCACCCACAACAGUAAGUCAGUAAGAAUGAUGGAUGUUAAUACUAAAUAAAAGGAAAUAUAUAUUCAACAACACAAAAGUUGAAGUACUCUUCCGGUGGCAGCCCCACCGCCGAGUCCGGAGGCGGCGGAGAGAUUUCGAUCUCGUUCUCGUCUCGGUGCAGUUCCUUUUCGUACGAUUCCUUCUCUUCACCUGCACUAUUUCGUGAGGUCGCCCGCAUCGAUAGAGCGGCAGGACUGAGGAGGCGGUCGUGCCCGUCGUUAUUGCUCUGCAAUGCCAUUUCUAACGCCAGAACUUUUGGAUCGGAUAUGCAGUUCUCCUUGGUCAUGAAACCCGUAUCAAGACUCAAUUGCUAUAGCAUCGCCUCGCAGAUUACUUCAUUCCCUAUCUCAUUAUUCGACAUCUUUCUUCGACGCCCAAGAUUCUAUACUGUGGCAGCAACCGAAUGGAGGACACAACCCAAUUCGUCUUCGACUAAUCACUUAGAUAUAGUCGACGAAUUCACCACGUACUGCUAUCAGAGGGAUCUCUCCAAGGCAAUGAAAGCAUUGGACGUAAUGCAAACACGUAAAAUAUGGGCUGAUUCAAUCACGUAUACAGAGCUCGUUAAGUGCUGUAUAGCAAAUGCUGAUAUCAGACAAGGCAGACGAGUUCACCAGCAUGUUUUUGCCAACGGGUACGAGCCGAAAACUUUCCUUAAAAACACGCUCGUGAACAUGUACGUGAAGUUUAAUCUGCUGGACGAAGCACACCUCUUGUUCGAUCAAAUGCUUGAGAGGAAUGUUGUUACAUGGACGACUAUGAUUGCUGCUUACUCUAAUUCCGAGCAUAAGUACAAGGCCUUGGAAAUGUUGAUUAUGAUGCUUAGAGAUGGUGUUCGACCGAACAUGUACACGUAUUCUUCAGUUUUGAGAGCCUGUGAGGGGCUUACGAACCUCAAACAACUUCACUGUUGCAUAAUCAAGGUUGGUUUGGAGUUGGAUGUUUUUGUCAGAAGUGCUGUGAUCGACAUUUAUUCAAAAUGGGGUGAAGUAAAAUCUGCACUCAGCAUUUUCGAUGAGAUGGUAACUUCGGAUUUGGUUGUUUGGAACUCCGUUAUUGGUGGGUUUGCCCAGAACAGUGAAGGCGAUGAAGCCCUUAAUCUAUAUAUGCGAAUGAGGAGAUCUGGUUUUGGGGCUGACCAGUCAACUCUAACGAGUGUUUUACGAGGCUGCACUAGUUUAGCACUAUUGGAGCUGGGGAGACAAGUCCACGUCCACGUCAUCAAGUUCGAUCGGGACUUGGUCCUUAACAACGCACUUCUAGACAUGUAUUGUAAGUGUGGCAGUUUGGAAGAUGCUAGCUUUGUUUUCACGAGAAUGGCUGUAAAAGACGUGAUCUCUUGGAGUACCAUGAUAAUAGGCUUAGCCCAGAAUGGGUACAGCCGAAAAGCUCUCGAUUUAUUUGAUAAGAUGAAAUCUUCAGGAGCAAAGCCGAAUCACAUCACGAUUUUGGGUGUUCUGUUUGCGUGCAGCCAUGCGGGGCUCGUAAAAGAAGGUGAUUACUACUUCAAAUCGAUGAAGAAGCUUUUCGGGAUCGAUCCAGGAAGGGAGCACUAUGGCUGCAUGGUUGAUCUUCUUGGGAGAGCUGGGAAAGUCGAAGAAGCUAUUGAACUAAUCAAUGAAAUGAAAUGCGAACCCGAUGCUGUGACGUGGCGAACUCUGCUUGGUGCUUGUAGGGUUCACCGUAAAAUGGAUCUUGCCGAAUAUGCCGCCAAAAGGGUUUUGAGCUUGGAUUCUCACGACGCGGGGACUUAUAUACUGCUGUCGAAUAUCUACGCCAAUACUCAAAGAUGGGAAGACGUCGAAAAUUUGAGGAAAUCGAUGAAGAAUGUGGGAAUUCAGAAAGAGCCUGGAUGUAGUUGGAUCGAGAUAAACAAGCACGUCCAUGCUUUCAUAUUGGGCGAUAAAGCCCACCCGGAAAUAAAUGCUAUUCACGAGGAGCUGAAUCGAAUCAUGUGGAGAUUGAAGGGGGAGGGAUAUGUGCCGGACACGAAUUUCGUCUUGCAAGAUCUUGAAGGAGAGCAGAUGGAAAACUCUCUUGCUCACCACAGCGAGAAACUCGCGAUUGUUUUCGGUAUGAUGAGUUUGCUGAAGGGGAAGACGGUUAGGAUUAGAAAGAAUCUGAGGAUAUGCGGCGACUGUCAUGUUUUCGCGAAGCUUUUGGCGAAGAUGGAGUCUCGAAGUAUUGUCAUUAGGGAUCCUAUUCGUUACCAUCAUUUCGAGGAUGGAUCUUGCUCUUGCGGCGACUACUGGUAGUACGAAAUAAAUGCGAUUACCUACCGCAAGUUCCUAACGAGAUUUUAUGAUCGAUUAAUCCGUAUAUCUUGUGAAUGAGGUAUAGAAGGACAAGUUGGUGCAGAAAUACAUGUGCUUAAGCCAUGUUUGCCUCAGUCCUCCGAUAAAUUAAUAUGUUUAUUGCUCGACAAUUUGUCCGUUAAAUAAUGUUGAAACUCCUUGCCUGUAUCGUCGUUGGGGUUCAGCAUUAGACCAAGAGAGCCAGAGAAUCGUGUAUAAGAAAACUAUCGGCCGAUGCGAAACAGCAAGGUAAGAUUAUUUUCCUGAACUUCGUAUCUGCACCCUUUUUCCGAGAUUAAGGAAUUUCGACUCCACAAGCGAAAGUCUUGGAGAAAUCCAUGCUCGUCUCUGAUUUUGUUCACACAUGAGAUGAUGUGGCGGGUAUGUCGGAAAAUCUUAAAGCUUGAAACCUGGCAUGUAACGCCACUCAUCAAAAUCCCUACGCCAUGUGGUUUUCCAUCUGUCUUUUGUUGUUGUAGCACCAUACGAUGUAAUUUGUAUGUGUAGAGAAUGUUGAAUCGACACCUAAUACGAAACGGAUGUUGGAACCAAAAUGAGAAUUUCGUAAAAAUCAUUCAACGAGUAAGCUGCUGAAGCACGUCAGCUUUUUCUUAUUUAA